GGGUUGUGCUUACAUUACUCUUUAGAUCUCCCUUGAAGAGGGCUGGUAUAUUUGUGCCUGCUGGAGGUGGAAUUAACAGUCAGAAGGAGAAAGCAAUUGAAUGGACUUACAGCAAGGUUUUCAAGUAAAUACAGGGACACACAUUUACUUGAACAGUACAACCUUGAGGUGUACUUUACACUAAGACGACACAAAAGAUGUUAAAGUUAUCACCAAGCUGCCGGACAAAUAUAUAUUCCAACACCAAGGUGCAGAUCAGCCUAGAUCUGUGACUCAGGAAUCAGGAUCUGCCUUGGAAAGAGCCUCAGGGUUGAGAAGAACUGAAGAGCAAGUGAAGAUAACUUUGGGAACUGCAGCUUAUCAGAAGAUCAGCUUCCGUUCACUCAGAUACCAACAGGCCUGAUUAUCAUAAAUUCAUAUAGGAAUGCCUAGGUCAUCUGAUCAAAUCAUAUUAGCCGUCUCCUGCUACAUCAAUGCAGCAAAAACUCUUAACAACUGUGGAUAAUUGGAAAUUUGCGUUUCAGCUUUCUUAGAAAUAACUACUCCUGACAUAUUCCAAAAUAUUUAAAAUAGGGCAGGAAAAUCAGUGAGGGUGUUGUGUUCAGAAGUGUCACUGUCAUGAAGAAUAGGUAAAUUUGUUCUUUCUGCUACUGGGAAAUUGUACCUCCUAGAAACUUAGAUUUUUUUUUUUUUUUUUUUUAAGAGGACAAGAAGAACUAAAAACAUCAACUUUGCUUUUGGACAAAAAUGCAUCUGAGUGUAUUUUUAUUUAGGGGUAUUGUGGGUUUCCUCUGGAGCUGCUGGGUUCUACUGGGUUAUGCCAAAGGAGGUCUGGGAGACAAUCAUGUUCACUCCAGUUUUAUUUAUAGAAGACUACGGAACCAUGAAAGACGGGAAAUACAGAGGGAGAUCCUCUCUAUCUUGGGGCUGCCUCACAGACCCAGGCCAUUCUCCCCUGGAAAACAAGCUUCCUCUGCACCCCUCUUUAUGCUCGACCUGUACAACGCUAUGGCCAGUGAAGACAACCCCGAGGAGCCGGAGUACUCGGCGAGGGCAUCCCUGGCAGGGGAGGCCAGGGCGGCGAGGAAGGGCUACCCGGCCUCUCCCAAUGGGUACCCUCGCCGCAUCCAGCUCUCGCGGACGGCUCCCCUCACCACCCAGAGCCCCCCUCUCGCCAGCCUGCACGACACCAACUUUCUCAAUGAUGCUGACAUGGUCAUGAGCUUUGUCAACUUAGUUGAAAGAGACAAAGAUUUUUCUCACCAGCGAAGGCAUUACAAAGAAUUCCGCUUUGAUCUUACCCAGAUCCCUCACGGAGAAGCCGUCACAGCAGCUGAAUUCCGGAUAUACAAGGACCGGAGCAACAAUCGAUUUGAAAAUGAAACAAUUAAGAUUAGCAUAUAUCAGAUCAUUAAGGAAUACGCAAAUAGGGAUGCAGAUCUGUUUUUGUUAGACACAAGAAAGGCCCAGGCUUUAGAUGUGGGUUGGCUUGUCUUUGAUAUCACUGUGACCAGCAAUCAUUGGGUGAUUAAUCCACAGAACAAUUUGGGCUUACAGCUCUGUGCAGAAACAGGAGAUGGACGCAGCAUCAACGUCAAAUCUGCUGGUCUGGUGGGGAGACACGGGCCUCAGUCAAAACAACCGUUCAUGGUGGCUUUCUUCAAGGCGAGUGAGGUGCUGCUUCGAUCUGUGAGAGCAGCCAGCAAACGGAAAAACCAAAACCGCAGUAAAUCCAGCUCUCAUCAGGACUCCUCCAGAAUGGCCAGUGUCGGAGAUUAUAAUACAAGCGAACAAAAACAAGCCUGUAAGAAGCAUGAACUCUACGUGAGUUUCCGGGAUCUGGGAUGGCAGGACUGGAUUAUAGCGCCAGAAGGAUAUGCUGCGUUUUAUUGUGAUGGAGAAUGUUCUUUUCCACUCAAUGCCCAUAUGAAUGCCACCAACCAUGCCAUAGUUCAAACUCUGGUUCAUCUGAUGUUUCCUGACCACGUACCAAAGCCUUGUUGUGCUCCAACCAAAUUAAAUGCCAUCUCUGUGCUAUACUUCGAUGACAGCUCCAAUGUCAUUUUGAAAAAAUACAGAAAUAUGGUAGUGCGCUCGUGUGGCUGUCACUAAUAUUAAAUAAUAAUAGGAAUGAGAAAAAGACCUGUAUUAAGGAUUAUGAAUACAAUAAAAAGUAUACUUUCAGACAAAAGGAGAAUUUCAUAAAAUUAGUCUGGCUCAUUUCAUCUCUAUCAUGUACAAUAUCAUGUAUAUAGUCACUUUUAUUUAUUUAAAGGUAUAUAUUCUCCUUUGCGGAUGCCUUAUCAAAUAAAAGCUAUUUUAUAAGUCACUACAGUAUACAAUAGAUUGUCCAGUCUAACUUUCAAUGAGAUAUGCGAAGUCCAAUUCAAUUCCAUUUCAACAUUUUUUUCUAAUACAAUUUUUUAUAUAACUUUUUGAAAUUAGAACUCCUUUUACCUUUAAAUAUUAUUGAAGGAAACCGAAUGCAUUGGUUAUGUUGUGCCAAUAAAAACUAUGAUAGGAUAUUUAUUUAGAAGUAAAAUUUAAAAAAAAUAACAACCCAAACAAAAAUGCUUGGAUAAACACAAUUUUUCUUUUAGAGUUUCUGCUUCAUUAGACAAAGUGAAAAUGUUGAACUGGAUUUGAGUAAAUAAAUGGUAGGCAGAACAUAGAAUCUGAAAGAUUGCACAUAAUUGUUACAACUGUUUGCUUUAACAGAAUUGGUGUAACUGUAGGAGCAUGUUCCUUCUUGGCUUGUGGAUUGCAGAUUUUGCAAAGAGCUCAAAGCUUCAGGAACUCUGUGGAGACAGGCUUGAGCCUGUGUCCAUAACUUUCCAAGUUAACACUAAAAAAUGGCAGUACAACCUUCUUACCUCAAAUAAAUCAUGUCUGCCUAUUAUCUAGAACACUACUGCUGCAGAUUUUUUUCUGAUUUAAAAGGAGUCCAAAAUAAAGAAAAAUUUACAUGUGCUCCGCUUCCCUCCCCACAGACAAGAGUCACUGCAUGCAUAAAAUAUACUGGAGCAAGAGGCCGACAGAGCCAUUUUCUUUAGCUCUCCAUAACUGAGUCUGCUGAUUGAUGUGAUGCAAGGGAUUUUAUUUAGGGUAAAAGCACUGAAACUAAACUGGAGGAAAUUACCAAAAAUCCCAGAAUGGCUUUGACAGAAUUGCCAUUUCGAAAGAACAGCUGAAAUCCAUUUUUCAUAUCUUUGAGAAUGAGCUCAAUGAAAACCUUAUUUUGUAAGGGGAUUUUGUAAACCCUCCUCCAAGCACAAAUAAUUCCAAACGGGAAGGUUCUGUUGUGUGUAUGUGCAUGUGUGUUCUUCCCUCUGAAAUUAAUUUAUUUUCUCUCUCUGUUUCUCUCUCUGCCUUCCAAGGCUUUUCUUUAACAGACACUGAUUUCUUAAAGAAUGACAUUUAGAUGGAUAGCUUGCUAUUUAUGAUGGCUCCACGGUUAGGCCUAUUUAUACUUCUUCCAGAAUAUUCAUAAAGCACCAUUUAUUAAUCACCCUUUGGGAUAUUUCAAAUAAACAUAGAGAUAGCUUCAAAAAUGUUAUGGGUUUGUUUGUAAUUCAGGUAUAUUGCAAUGUUGUUUUAAAAUACAGUUUAUCUUAAAGAUUUGCUAAUAACUAUAUUGGGGGGUACAUUAAGUAAUAUAUUUUUGAAUUAAUGGCAUACCAUUGUAAGAAUAAGAAACGGAAGUCUAUUAUAUUAUUCUUUAAAUGUGCUGUUUAAAUAUAUUUCUAUAUUUUAAAAUAUAUUAAACUUGUGAUGCUAAUUUCUAUUGUGCUUCUUGAUUCGACUCUUUAUUUAAGAGGGAUACAACACGUAAGUAUGUCAUAAACAGAGACUAUAAGAAUAUCAGAUACAAAAGGUAUGUGGAUUACAUGAUUAUUUAUGAUGUUUUUAAUUGCCCAAACUAGUUUUUGUGUUAAUAAAUAACUCACUGUUAAAUAAACAAAGCAAACUUAAAUGAA
Molecule: messenger RNA, 3977 nt
Organism: Miniopterus natalensis
Lineage: Eukaryota; Metazoa; Chordata; Mammalia; Chiroptera; Miniopteridae
Gene: BMP5
Product: bone morphogenetic protein 5
Cellular component (GO): extracellular region
Molecular function (GO): growth factor activity; cytokine activity
Source: RefSeq, a predicted model, not a curated record